Messenger RNA from Hibiscus syriacus, 949 nucleotides. Its product is annotated as myb-related protein 306-like. Lineage: Eukaryota; Viridiplantae; Streptophyta; Magnoliopsida; Malvales; Malvaceae. The record is from RefSeq and is a predicted model, not a curated record. The transcript has 3 exons. Gene Ontology annotation, biological process: response to auxin. Bases 17 to 934 code for a protein of 305 amino acids.
AAAACAAAGUGAAGAAAUGGGCAGACCACCUUGCUGUGACAAACUGGGUGUGAAAAAGGGUCCAUGGACACCGGAAGAAGAUAUCAUACUGGUCUCUUACAUCCAAGAACACGGUCCUGGAAACUGGAGAUCGAUUCCCACUAACACAGGCUUGCUUAGGUGCAGCAAGAGUUGCAGGCUUCGAUGGACUAAUUAUCUCAGGCCGGGCAUCAAGCGUGGAAGCUUCACAGAGCAAGAAGAGAAGACGAUUAUCCAUCUCCAAGCUCUUCUGGGAAACAGGUGGGCUGCCAUAGCUUCUUAUCUUCCUCAAAGGACAGAUAAUGAUAUAAAGAACUAUUGGAACAUCCACUUGAAGAAGAAGCUUAAAGGUGGUCAAAAUCAGGAUGGGGUUUUUUCGUUUCAAUCGGUCUCCAAGGGACAGUGGGAGAGGAGGCUUCAGACGGAUAUCCGAUUGGCUAAACAGGCGCUGUCCGAGGCGUUGUCGGUCGAUAAACCGACUCGUUCAACUGAUUUGAAGCCGUCGAACGAGUUGUAUGCGUCGAGCGUCGAGAAUAUAUCUCGAUUGCUCGAGAACUGGAUGAAAACCACGCCGAAACCAGUCACCGCCUGUUGCGACGGUGGUGAUAAUGGAACGAACUCGGCUGACACGGUGACUCAGGGUUCGUUCAUCAACGGCUCCUCCGGGACCAGCUCUAGUGGUGACGAAGGAGCGUUCAGUGGCGAAACGACACCGUUUAGUCAGGGGUUCGACUCGAUUUCCGGCUUCAACAAAUCGUGCAGUUCAUCGGAUAACGUUUCGCAUGAAUCUGUAUCGGUGGAGAAGCAGAAUGCAAAUUUGAUGACGCCUGAAAACGUAGUCGUUUUCCAAGAUGAAAGCAAGCCAAAUUUGGGGGAUCUGAUAGAGAAAUGGCUCUUAGAAGAUGGGCUGUUUUGAAAGAAAAAAAAUUAG